GAUAUCGUGUAGCAAAUGGCCGUCCGCUUUCCUUUCCCGCUAGACAACCGAAGGCUGAGCUCUCAUCAACUCCUCCCUUUCUCUGCCCCAUGACGCCACUCGUGACGACGUAGGGGUCCCUUCAGUCAUGGGGAAUCUAGCUACGACUGUAAUGGUUUGUCUGACAGCUGAAGGUUUGUCAGCUCGAACAUUUUGACAGAUAUCACAUGAUCUUUGAAACCUAUUGACUAAACUGUGAACCACACGUUGAACGAGAACAAUUAAAACAUCGGCUUCAGACUGUGGAACUUCGGAGCUAUCUGACAUAUUGAACAGCACUACUGUAUGUCUGCCACUAAAUAAUAAAAUUAAAAAAAAAAAAAACAAUUGCAGAGGAUUUGUAAUGCCACCUGUCUUUCAGUGAGGUGCAUGCUGAAUAAUUGGAGAUCCUUGUUUUAAAAAUUAUGAUGUUACUGUUUGGGAAUGUUCUCCUUCCUGCAGGCUUGGAUGAUAUUGGAGGGGUAAUACUGCUACUGCUUUUCGUUGCCUCCUUGGUUACUGUCCUCACAUGGCUGGUACAGUAUUCUGUUGGCAUUUGGCAGAGGCGUGCAAGUCUGAAGUUAAAGCCUGCUCCUCUAAAGGAAGUAGGGAUCUGGAAGGCCCUCACAAGGUUGGGAUUUGGAAGAGGGAGCAGUUCCAGUGAAUCAGGUCUGAAAGGACUUUUUGCUUCAUUUGCCUUCAGGUCUUUCAGAGAGAACUGGCAGAAGGCUUGGAUCCAGGCACUUAAUGAACAAGCUUGCAGGAUUGGGAGUUCAGUACAGAUCACAUUUGAAGAGAGUGCCCAUCUUCCAUCAUCAGUGCAUAUUGAUCACAUGACCUGUGCAGAUCAAUCAGAGUUCAGUAUGGUACUACAGUGCAACCUGUCUGUGGAUGAAGUACAGUUUCCAGUGACUGUCACCCAACAAUCACCAGCUGCUGUUUCCAUGGAUACAUACCUGGUCACGUUAGCAGUGCUGAAUGCCAAGUUGGAGAUUUACAUGGAGGAGGUACAGGACGAAGGCCUGCUAGUAUCGUGGACGUUCAAGGAGAGACCUAACCUGUCAUUGAAAGUUACCCCAAAACUGCAACAGCGAGAGAAUAAUGGAAGAGUCGCUGCCUCUACUGUAAAGGAUUUGAUUGAGGAUACAAUUGUCAGCACACAGCCUGCAAUGAUGGUGAACUUGAAGGCCUGUACUACCAGUAAUAUGGUGAGCAGUGAUCGACUUUCCAAAGGGUCAGGCACUCCAGCAAGCAUGGGGAGCCCUGUGACAUCCAGUCUUGUGAUUCGACGACUUAAGGCUCUCAAUGUAGUUCGAGCUGAGAAAGGAGGAGGUGGUGAAUUGUUGUGUGCACUAGAACUGGAUAACCCCAGGCAACAGAAGCAAACAAGACUCCUGCCACUUUAUUUGAAUGUUCCUGCUGAAUUGAGCUGGGAUGACGAGAUCAGCUUUGAGUUGGGGCCCAGCAGCCAAGAGCUGAGACUGAAAGUUCUUGAAACUGCCAGUAAUGGUACAAGAGUCGUACUGGGGCAGACUACUGUACCUUUAAACUACUUUCAGAGACAGCCAUGUGGGAGGCAGAUCCGUUCCCUCACUGCAGGUGGCAGAUUAUCAUCAACAACUGUAGAAGCCGUCUCACUGGAGCUAGUGUAUCCAGAGUCUUUAGAAGGUAACAGCUCACACCCUGCUGUACCAGGAAGAGCAGUCAUCACCCCAACUAAGAAAGUGGAAACAGAUCGAACAAUCAUGCCGGACGGUACCAUUGUAACUACAGUAACCACCAUCCAGUCAAGGCCUAAGACAGACUGCAAACUUGAUUCUCCUUCCCGAUCUCCAUCAAAGGUGGAAGUAACUGAAAAGAAGCUUGUGGUCCUUGCUGACAGCAAUUCUACUGGAGUCACCCCUACAGGUACUGACAGUCACCUGUCUAAUGGUUUGGAUCCAGUUGCAGAAACAGCUAUCAGGCAGCUGACAGAUUCCACCAAUAGGCCUGCAAAGAAGACCCCAACUAAACGUAGCACUCUGAUCAUAUCAGCUGUAUCCAAGGUGCCUGUUGGACAGGAUGAAAUGUCUCAUGCGAUAGGGUAUGCUGCUGCCAUGGAUGAUUCAUUGAAAGUUGACUCCACAGCAAGUGGGGCACUUAGCAACUCUCAGAGCUUAGCAGAAUCCCCACGAUCUACAGAGUCCUCUGUUCGAGGCCAGCGAGUCAGUCAGGACCUGGAUGACACCACUCGAUCAGACACUUCUGAAAGGCCAUCAGUAGAUGAUGUUGAUUCAGAAACUGGGUCAACAGGAGCCCUCGAAACAAGAAGCUUGAAAGAUCACAAAGUUGGUUUUCUCAGAAGUGGCACAAAGCUCCUGUUCAGGAAGAAGCACAAGCAGAAAGAUCCAGGACUCAGCCAAUCACACGAUGACUUAUCCAAUGUCAGCAAUGGCACCACCUCCAGAAAGAAAUCAGGCAGUUUUUCCCGCAGACUUAUCAAACGUUUUUCGUUUAAGUCUAAAUCUAAACCCAAAGCCAAUGGCAGUGCCACAGGAGGUGAGAACUGAGUCAGGUACCAGAGGUCUCCUCCCCCUUCAUUGAAAGCUGCUUUUUUUCCUUACAGGAUAACUCCUCGAGUUUUAAUCAGAUGUUGCUGUUCCUUGGCCUUAUGGACUUCUGUGAGUUUGCCACACAUUUCAGUUUUGUUACUGGUUGAUAAUUGUUGUAGUCCUUUUAGCCUGUGCUGCACCAGUGUUCCAUUGUAGUGGAGCCUUCCAUAUUUCCUAGCAGCAAUGUACUAAUGAAGGUCAUGUAAUUACUGUGGUGGAGCAGAUUUGAGCAGAAACUUUUACUACCUAACCAGUUCGUUUUGGUUUUGCACAUAAUCCUGUAUGUUCCAGCUGUUCCCUACUUGCUGCUGUCGUCAUGGUUAACUACCACUUCAAAGGAGUUCCUCUUUACGAUGUGCUGGAUAAAAUCUUAACUGCAACAGUUGCUUUCUGUUCCAUCCAUGAGGACUGCAUUUUCAGUGGAAUUCAGGGUUUCCAUUCCUGAGUCAGUCUUUGCAUAAGAAGUGUGAUUCUGAUCACUUUAAUAGAAAGGAAUUGCUCUUUAUAUAAGACGAUUCUCCAGGUCUUUGGGAGGAUGUGGUGGAGACUGUUGCCACAAACUUCUGACAGCUCAUGGUUGUUUGAAAUUAAUCACUACGGUUGUAAGAGACAUGCACAGGUUUACAUACAGAGGAGCAUCUGUCUUAACUGUAAAUGUUUUUGUAACACUGUUCCACUAAACCUCUUGACUAGCAUAUUUGAAUUGAUAUGCACUGUUAUUGUUAAUUACUAUGUGUGUGGUAUCAGUGAGAGCCAGACAGGGUCAAGGGUUUGCAUGUCACUACAUUGUGCUUGUGUGUGCGUGCAUGUGUGAGCAUGCACCCAAGCAUUUGUAUGUGCAUAUGUGGAAAAUCCUUGUAUUUUCUGAUUGAUGCUUAAUGGGAAGACUUGAGCAGAACUCUCUUUAUGAUUUUGAGGUGAACACUGGUGAUAUUGCUUAAGUGACUGCAUUUUUACUGACAGAAGAGGUGCACUGUAGAAAAGCUGCUGAUUUCUCAUGUUAAAGCUGACAUUUCUAUUUUACUGGGUAUUAAAAUAUGUUAUUUAUUUACCUCACUCCUAAACAAGCCCAAGAAGUUCAGAUUUUUUUGCACUAAAGGUUUGGCACAAUGUUUUGCUGCAUAUUUUUCAGUGCCAUGUGCUGUAGUUAUAAUGAAAUAAUUUUGUAGAGAACAUUUGGCACAAAUAGUUUCUCAGAUUUGUAAUUUCCAUUUUAAUAUUGGAUUCUUUCUCUGAGGAUCAAAGGUGAGAUAAUGUAGGUAUUGUGUGAAUGGUCUUAUGUUUUACUUCCACCAGAGAAGUAAGACAGUGCUGCUUUGUAUAAAAUGAAGUGGUACCAGCCACCUGGAGAAGAGCAUAUUGAUUUUUUUUUUUUGGGGGGGGUAAAGAAAUAGCUGCCAUUUCUGACCCUGACAGCCCUUUCCAUCUUCAGAAGAAGGUACUGUACUACAUGGGGGGUACUCAACAGCAUUUCUGAGGUGGUGGUAAAGUGGUCAGUGGGAGUUUAGAGGUAAUUGCAGUAUUUUUUCUGGCAAAAAGAGAGCCAGAGCAAUUCAUGAAUGUCGAAGCAUUUAUAGAGAAAGAGAAGAAUUGUUCCUUCACAGAGUCCUGUGGGACGUAGAAGGCAUAAUACAAUAGAAUUCACAGCUGGAGGGGUAGGCCACAGGUCCAAUACAGAUAAUGACUGUACAUGUCUGCCCAUAUUCCAUUCCGCGUGGAGAUGAGGUAUAAUCAGAACAGGACUGAACAGUGAAACAGGAAAUUAGAUGAGAAAAAUGGCAGAGAGACAUUGAUCAUCUCUUUAUUCAUGGUCAUAUUCCUAACCAUUUGAGGACUUGCUAGAUGCCCUCUUUAUAAACUUAUUUAGUUAUUUGUUUGGCAACCUGGUUGGACUGUUCCUAUCAUGCCCUCUUUUAGUCUUAACCCAGAAGUCUGUAUUUCAGGUUUAGCAGUUUGCAUUACAUAGUAAUACGUAAUUAAAUAAACAUAGCUUUUUAGGUAGCGUACAAACAGCUUUUUUAGGCCAAGGAAUUCAUCUGCAAUAUGUAACAUUUACCAAUAUUUAAAACGGUAUAUGACAUAAAAGGAUGUAUUUUGAGCCCAGGCAUCACCGCUGUGCUUAUUCCUAACUCACGUUACACUAAGGUACCCGGUAACAACACAUUGCAUUUUCACUAUUUCAACUGGAAAGAAUAUUUAUCCGCAAUCAGCAAGUAGUUAUGACUCAUUGUGGCUACAUUGUUCAAAAUCUGUCUGUAACAUUUUAGCUUCUGCAUCAUUUUUUACCAGGCCAGCUCACAAGAGGUAGACUCGCAAACAAAACAACAUACUUGUUUUGAAAAUGAUGGAGCAUGGGGUAGAGAAACAAAACAUGCUUGAAAAUGUUUAAAGGGCAGUUUGUUUUUUUUUUUUUCAAAACAAAACAAGCCUGAAAUGUUUAAAUGUCAGAACUUUUUUUUAUUUCAAAUGAAAUUAUACCCAGUAUAAAAAAUUACAAAUGCAGUGUGUAACCAGUUAGCCUUAGCACUGUCUACCCAGCCUUGAACUACAAAGUGACAUUCCCAGGUGACUUGUAAAACUAAUGCCUAGUUCAUCUUGCCUUCUUAAGGUCAGACCUUGUUUCUUGAAGAUAAAGUCAGCACAGCUGAAAUAGUUUUAUAACCCCUCCCCUAAAAGAAUGGCCUUCACUAGAAAAAGUUGCUUUAGAACUUAAUAAAUUUUGCAGAACCAGUCUGGUCUUUCUGAAGCUUCCAUUUUUAAAUAACAAAGCUGAUGUGGUAAUCUGUAGUCUUUAUUUUAGGUUUGCCAACUUCCUAGACAGAAGCCUUUGUUGCAAUGGGAGAUAGCAGGAUAGAAAUCCUGUUCACCCCAGAGAGGGAGUUGUGUGCUUAUAGUGGUGUAUGAUUGUCAAAGUCUCAUAAGGGGCCAUACCUGGCAAGAUGCUAGUUUUGAGAGAGCUGCUAAUGAAGUGAUAUAAUACCAUAAUGGGACACUCGUUCUCAGAAGAAUAAAGUAGGUUAUCACAUGGGUAGGGGUGUAGACCUGCAUACGUGUUCUACUCACUCUUAAACUUUAAAAUUUUACUAAUAACAUUGCAGCCUUGAGUGUUAAAGUAAUGACAUCUACAACACACUGUAUGUGUAUGACUAAAUUUCAUUUUAAGAUGUAUUAUUUAGUAAUUCUGUUUAAAAUUAUCAGUGCUGACUUUCUGCAGGCCAGGCAGCCUUUCCGGAAAGGGAGGUGGCAGGUACUACUAAGAACAUGCACCGAUUUCAGAUAGGAGGAGAUCAUUUUUGUUAUCUGAGUACAAAAGCAGAAUUUCUGUCUAUACCCCUACAUCUGACCUUGUUAAAUGCUGCUUUCAAGCAGCUUUCUGUUACAGCACAAGUGUUUUUAGCAUUAAGAAUUGCUUACAUCUUCAUGCAGAUUUUGAAUUUAAAAAAUAAAAAGGUAAAGUUUAUAUCUGGCCCCAUUUCUGAUGUUUCAGUAUUUUUUUUUUUUUUUUUUUUUAGAAAAUAAAUUCAUGAACCCAAGCUGUCUGUCAAACAGAAUGCCUUGCUACUGUGCUGUGACAUCACAGCUUCUUGUUUGUGACAGCUUUGUCUCCUCACAAGUGAGUAAAGACAGUAUUCAAGAAGGUGUAAGUGUAAGGAAAGAAAUUGUAUUUACAGCAGAUGCCCCAACUAACAAAGACUUAUUGACAGAAAUUACUGAUUAAAGUACGAGUCAUAUUUCUGUAAGAAUAUUGAACCACAAAUGGGUGUUGAGCGCUUUCAUCUUUAUAUUCAGGACUUCAUUCUGAUGACGUUUUCAAUAUAAAGGUGAAAGCGCUCAACACUUCUACUACUGCCUCCAGGUUAUUUUGUUAAUAGCUUCUGAUGUAAGAGUAAUGCAUUAAGAUGGGAGGGGGGUUGGUAUAAUGGUUAAGGUAUUUACCUCACAAAUACAAGUUACAGGGUUUAAUUCUCACCUUUGAGGGAAAUUGGCUAGGCUUAAAAUGGUCCACAAGGACAGCUAGCGUAGUACUUACCUAUGAACUAUGUAUGUAGCAGCCUAUGCGGUGCAUGGAGUGCGUCAAAGGUACAAUACCUUUUUAGAAUGAAUCCUUUUAUUUUUGUAAUACUGGUUUUAUUUUCCUUGAAAAGCUUCCCCCUAGUCAUCACAAGGUGCUCUUACAUAUCCUGCUUGCUACCAUGUAGUGACAGUUGAGAGCAAAAGGACAGAAGAGGGGAUGAAGGGAAGGUGCAUUAAUGCAAAUUUAAAUUAAUAGAUUUUGAAACUUUAAUGUAAUUUUUCCCAUUUGCACAGUGGAAGUAUUCUUUCCUUGGGUGAACUGGCUGUGAAACCUAGCAGUAUAAAUGAGGAGAAAUCCAGUUUUUAUGUCAUUUAAAGGAUUAUUUGCCCCACCCGGUCUGAUCAGGAUUAUUUGCCUGUCUGAUAAGCUGCUGUUUCUAAUCAGUGUCUUAUUUCUUGUUGUUCCCCUCAUUAGAAACACCUUAUGUUUGUUCCACACAAUCUUACAUCCCAUGUAGGUUUCAAGACCAUUAACUCUUCAAGAUUGGUAUUCCAUUAUAAAGUACAUUAAUCUACAUUUUCCAUUAUACUGAAAUAAUUAACAUCAAUAUAAGUUAUUUUGUAUCAGACUGUCUAAUGAUACUUUAAUAACUAUGUUCUGUGAUGACUUAUGGUCAGCAGCCUCUUAAAAUGACAGAUUCCAAGUAAACAUCGUACAUGUGAGUUACUGGGCACCACUGCAGUAGCUUGUAACAGUGGGCUUGAGAAUAUAUAGUUUUAUAAUUAGUUCUACAAGAAGAACCAAAGAGCUAAUUUAGUUGCAAUACAGAAACUCAAAACAAUGAAAUAAAGAAAAACAUAUAUAGGGUCGGUUUUAGGUGAAGUUGCUCCCCUGAGAUUUUUUUUUGGACUUGUGAACAGGCAUCAGAACAAAAACAAAACAUAUUCAUACCACUAUGUGCUAAACUAAUGAGAAGGUCAGUAUUAAGACUGUACUUGUGCAGUGCUUAAAAGAGUUGCACAACUGCCCUACAUCGAAAAACCUUAGAUUUGGGAUGAAGGUACUCUGUUCAGCAGUCAAGAGACCCCAAAGUACUAUGUUUGGAAUAUAAAUACCAUAUUUUGAUGUGGAAGUUAAUGUACUGAAUCUCCCUUAUGCACGUCUUUCUUCUAGGGCACCUCUUGUUCUCAUAAACUGUAUCCUUGCAAAGAUAAGAGUUAAUUAUUUUGAAGGACUCCAAGAGUGAUUUAUUUUGCACAUGUUUUGCACAGAUUUACAGAAUAUCUUUAUACGGUCACACUCCUGUUUCAUGGCUGGAUAGAUCCUUAUGAAGAUAUUGCCUGAAACAUUACAUAAAUAUUUCUGAUUGUAGAAUAAUUUCAGACCUAGUUAACUUGCUAAACUAUUUAUUUAAUGUGUGUAAUAAAAUAUGUAUAAAUUGUCUGAUUUAAAGAUUUUAACUUUGUAAAUUGCAGUAGCAAAGGCGUAACCUGAAUACUGUGUGUAAAAGUAGAUUUUGAUAAAUUAAAAGGGUGGGAUUAUGGCAGUCCAUUUUUUGGGCUUCCUGAAUGGGUAUUUAUUUAAUACAAUUUACUAAUAAUUGAACCGCAUUGCUUGGCUGAUUCUGUCUAGUGAUUUCACAAUUCUAGAACGUGUUCCCUUUUAUGAAAAUAUUAUUUCUUUGCACCUGUGUCUUGCGGGGCAAGAACUUUCAGGAUGACAUUUCUUUUGUUUAUUCUGUCCUUAUUUCAAGUAGUUUACCAUUCAUUUUUGAAUGUUAGUAGGUUGCUUAUUGCUGGCACCAUUUAAGAAUGGCACAGAAUAUGAGUCUUUUCAAAUGUACACCAUAAGUGCAUUGUGAAAACAUUGCAAAGGCUCAUAGAGCUGCUGUUUGUUUUGUGCACUCACAUGAAUUGUAUUAUAUCUUCAAGAACAGUUUGCUGUAUCUGUUUCUUAUGGCCAGUUUAAUUUCUUAUAUUGUGCAUCUCAAACUAGAGGCAUGAUACUUGUUCAAGUGUCUGUUUUCAGUACGAUGUAAAAGUAAUGAAAACUGUUUUUAGAGCAGCUGUAGUAUGGCAUGAAUAAGAAAGUGUUUUUACCCCUCAGCAUGUCUGUUUUAUUUAACAUUAUGAAAAGUAAGCACUUGUUCAUGUUUCAGAAACAUCGUAAGAAUCAACCCUGCCACACACAGAUGCUAUGCUAACAAUUAAAAACUAUUUGCUAAUUCCUUAAAUAAUUCUACCAAAAGCUUGUUUUGGUUCAUAUAAAUAGUUGUAUCUGGAAUGGUUUACCAGAAGCAUUAAAAAUAAUGAACCGUGUUACACAUUUUUAGAAAAAAGCUGGUAACUUAUGUAGGUGACAGAUUUUGAGAUCCAUUGAAGGUCACUGGUGGAUAUAUUAAAUUACAUCUGAGUUCUUGUCCAGACCAUUUUUUAUAUAGGAUUUGGUUAAUAGGAGUCAAGCUAAUUGCAGAAUUUUGGAGCACUGCAGCAAGCAUAUAAAUUGCAGUUACUACUGGAGGGGUCAGAGCUAGCCUCACCAAGUGCCUCUGUUGAAACUACACUCCUGGCAAGUUUCAUCUCAGAAAUUUGUCAGUGACUACAUCAAAACUUUCCUCGGGGGUCCACCAGAUGGACAGGAAACAUUCAGCAUGAUGAAGUAUUACAGUCAGGAUUCACAGGUGCUGUAGGUUUAGGUGUGGUGUACACUGCAUCCAGGGCCAUUUUACUUCUUUUUUUGACAGGUGGUAUGACACUAUCACAUGCUUUACUGCUCUUGACACCUUUAUUGUUCCUGUAUGCUGCACAUUUUCUUUCUUCUUGGAACAAGCCCUAGAAGAUAGUGUACACUGAUUUUCAGUCAUCUGUGCAUAGUGUUGCUGCAGUGGCAGCCUAGAGGCCUUAUAGAAUGGGGAAUCUGUAGAUGAGGAUAGCACUUUUUGCUUUGUGACAAUUUAGGUUUAUUGGAAUGGAAAUGUAAUCUUAAUCUGUAAACAGUAAAUUUAUUCUUAUCUUGAGCAACACUGCUGAGCUAAACUAGAAGUGAAAGUUACUAGCACAAGUAAAGUUUUGGGAACUCUAUGUGGUAGUUUGCAGCUGUAUGGCAUCAACAGGGGCCCAGUUGCUUUGCUGAAAUGAAAAGUGAGAAAUAAUUAACAUUCACUUAUUACAUGCUGCUGUUCAGUGGCACCGAGUUGAUGGUGUAACCGUAGCAGCAAGGGUGAUGGUCAAAAUACAUAAGUGGUAUAUGUAUGGACAUUUUGAGCCCUAAGGAAAAACCUGGACACUGAUGCAGGCCUCAUCAGUGACAGAGGUUCAGUAUAUUUACAGAUAUUUCAAGGGCAGUGAGUCUUAUGACCAUUUACACCUUGUGAGCACCCUCCCUCAGACCACACCUCCUUAUUCUGUGCAUCGAGCCUGGGAAUAGAUACAGCAAAACAUGUAAAAUAAAGUACUCCUACAGUGAAAAUCUGUGAGACAGAAUGCAUGGCAUUGUUGCUUAGAGUACACUGUAGGGACACAAAAUCUUUAAGAUAAUGCAGAGCAGAAAGACCAUCUAGUGUGUAGACUUCAGACAAGAACUCCAACAAAGAUAAAUAUCUACCUGCUUUUGUAUAGUUCUAAUCUUGUUCAGAUAACUUUGUUUAGAUUCACACGUGAUAUAGUACUGUAAUUAAAUUAUCUUGGUUUAUUUAUAAAAUUCUGUCUUGGAUUAAAACAGAUUCUGGAAUGACA
This is a messenger RNA of Protopterus annectens (West African lungfish), 10358 nucleotides long. It is a transcript of the gene C2CD2L, whose product is annotated as C2CD2 like. Gene Ontology annotation, cellular component: cytoplasmic side of apical plasma membrane. Bases 444 to 2567 code for a protein of 707 amino acids. Gene Ontology annotation, biological process: positive regulation of insulin secretion involved in cellular response to glucose stimulus. The record is from RefSeq and is a predicted model, not a curated record. Lineage: Eukaryota; Metazoa; Chordata; Ceratodontiformes; Protopteridae. The transcript has 14 exons. Gene Ontology annotation, molecular function: phosphatidylinositol transfer activity; phosphatidylinositol binding.